Messenger RNA from Rasamsonia emersonii CBS 393.64, 933 nucleotides. Its product is annotated as Spermidine synthase. Gene Ontology annotation, biological process: spermidine biosynthetic process. Gene Ontology annotation, cellular component: cytosol. Lineage: Eukaryota; Fungi; Ascomycota; Eurotiomycetes; Eurotiales; Trichocomaceae. The transcript has 5 exons. The record is from RefSeq and is a predicted model, not a curated record. Gene Ontology annotation, molecular function: spermidine synthase activity. The coding region runs from base 1 to 933 and encodes 310 amino acids.
AUGAGCGAGAUCACCCACCCCACUAUCAAAGAUGGCUGGUUCGUCGAGGCCUCGGACAUGUGGCCCGGCCAGGCCAUGACCCUCAAGGUCAACCAGGUUCUCCACCACGAGAAGUCCAAGUACCAGGAUGUGCUGGUCUUUGAGAGCACCGACUACGGAACCGUGCUGGUUCUGGACGGUGUCAUCCAAUGCACGGAGCGCGACGAGUUCUCCUACCAGGAGAUGAUCACCCACCUGGCCAUGAACUCGCACCCGAACCCGAAGAAGGUCCUGGUUAUUGGCGGUGGUGAUGGCGGUGUCUUGCGUGAGGUCGUCAAGCACGAGACUGUGGAGGAGGCCGUGCUGUGUGACAUUGACGAGGCCGUCAUUCGUGUGUCCAAGAAGUACCUGCCUGGCAUGAGCAUCGGGUUCCAGCACCCGGCCGUCAAGGUUCACAUUGGCGAUGGCUUCGAGUUCCUCCGCGACCGCAAGAACGAGUUCGACGUGAUCAUCACGGACAGCUCCGACCCCGAAGGUCCGGCCGAGAACCUGUUCCAGAAGCCUUACUUCCAGCUGCUCUACGAUGCCCUGCGUGACGGAGGCGUGAUCACUACUCAAGCUGAGAACCAAUGGCUCCAUCUCUCUCUGAUCGCUGAUCUCAAGAAAGCCUGCAAGGAAGUCUUCCCUGUGGCCGAGUACGCCUACACGACGAUCCCGACCUACCCAUCCGGCCAGAUCGGGUUCAUGGUCUGCUGCAAGGACCCGAACCGGGAUGUCAAGGAGCCGGUGCGGACGUGGUCCCGCGAGGAGGAGGAGCGGCUGUGCCGGUACUACAACAAGGAGAUUCACCGCGCCAGCUUCAUCCUGCCGAACUUUGCUCGCAAGGCACUGAACGUAGAGUCGAGCAUCUUGCCGAGAGAGUUCUUAUUCUACUGGCGAUAUUCAAUGAAAUGA